UUUCUUUACAUUUCCGGAGAAGGACCUGUAGGCGUCUCGUGCGCUUCCACAGUUUGCUCAGGCUGAUAGGACACAUCCCAGAAAGCUGCUCCACCCAUCACGGAUAGUUUGUUUGUGUGUGUGUGUGUGUGUGUGUGUGUGUCUCGGAGUGGAGAAACGCUCCAGCAAGUAUGCACCAGAGGCGCACUGAAACUUUCCCAAAGCGCUCGUGAGUUUGGUGCGAGGACAAAGUCCCUGCGUGCGUGAAAACUCACAACGCUGUUUUAUCAUCAGAAAUGAUCCAAAGAUGGCGGUAGCGUCGGCGGCUUCCGGCAUGCGCGUGCAGAAAAGUGGAUUUUUGGAAGUGCUGGUGCGGGAGCGAUGGCACCGAGUGCUGGCCGAGCUGAGUGACGAGGCGCUCGCGCUCAGCUGCGAGGACGCGGCCGGAAGCGGCGAUGUGAACGGCGUGGCUAACGGGUCGCGUGCGAGUCCCGACAGUCCCGAGACCGGCGCGAGAACUGCUGGGGCAGAUUCACCCGAGCGCGUGCCCGAGGCCAUCGCCAACAGGAAGCGGUGCGUAAGGGUCGUGAAGCAGGACGUGGGCGGCCUGGGCAUCAGCAUCAAAGGAGGGAAGGAAAACAAGAUGCCGAUACUCAUCAGCAAGAUCUUCAAGGGGCUAGCCGCCGAUCAGACGAACGCGCUUUACGUAGGGGACGCGAUCCUGUCAGUGAACGGCGUGAACCUGCGGGACGCCACGCACGACGAGGCUGUGCAGGGCUUAAAGAGAGCCGGCCGAGUGGUCACGCUGGAAGUGAAGUACAUGAGAGAGGCCACACCAUAUGUGAAAAAGGGUUCUCCAGUGGCAGAGAUCGGAUGGGAGACACCUCCACCUGAAUCUCCUCGGCUCGGCAGCUCCCACUGCGAAGUGCCCCCCAGCCCACCUUCACUGUCACUGCAGGGAGACUGCAGAUAUAUCCCGCUCAAAAUGUCCUGCGUCACGCGGGCUAUGACUACCCCUGAUCCAGAAAACAGGCACUUGGAGCUACACUCUCCUGACGCAAAGCACACGGUGGUGUUGCGGUGUUCGGACUCCGGCUCAGCUCAGGCCUGGUUCGAGUCCAUGCAGUCUGUUACCAAUAACCUCGUGAACAAGGUGAUGUCUGAGCUCAGUGAAGCAGCCAGGAACGGCAUUGGGGCGAAUCAGGAGAUACGCCACCUCGGCUGGCUGGCAGAGAAGACGGAGAGCGAGAGGCCACGCUGGAAGCCGGUGGUGGUCGUGGUGACCGACAAAGACCUGAUGCUGUAUGACAGCAUGACACGUAUGAAGGAGAACAGGCUCAACCCAGCACACACAUAUCCUCUACUUUCUACAAGGUUGGUACACUCUGGUCCAGAUAGAGGCUCACCCCAGCCAGGCGGGGAGCUGUCCUUCGCUACACGCACGGGCACGAGACUGGGCAUCGAGACUCACGUUUUCCGAGCUGAAACGUGUAAAGACUUGUCACUGUGGACCAGACACAUUGUCACUGGCUGCCACGCCGCUGCUGAGAUGAUCAAAGAAGUGACUACCAGCUGCAUGUAUAAGGGUCAGGACUGCAGACUGGUCAUUCACUAUGAGCUGGGCUUCUCUGUGCUGCCUGAAGGAGAGCCUCCUCAUGGUCAUCCUCUAUUCAGCUACCCCUUUGAGAAACUCCGAAUGUCCUCAGAUGAUGGGGUGCGGAUGCUCUAUUUGGAUUUCGGAGGCAAAGAGGGUGAAAUUCAACUGGACUUGCACUCGUGUCCCAAGCCAAUUGUCUUCAUUCUUCACUCCUUCCUUUCAGCAAAGAUCGCCAGACUGGGCUUACUGGCCUGAAAUGAACUUCUGAACUGUUUAAUGAAACUCUCAAACACGGACUCAGUUGGUCCCAAAGGGGGGGCAGAGUUUCUAAAUGUAUGACCAGGAUGGAACAGAGAGAAAAAGAGCAGUGGUGAAUAUCCAUCAGUUACUUUUUUUUAAGCAAUGAACUGAUUUGUCUAUUUUAGAGUGAAACACAAUCAAAUCCAAACACAGUGAUUAUGCUACAAAAUGAUCAAACUCAGAAUGAACACUAACUUGUGAUCAGCCGUACACAAAGUACUAUGUAUUGCUUUAGAGUUCAUCCGAUUGAACAGUAUUAAGCACUUAACAUGACUGAUAAUGAGGCUCAUCUGUACGGGAACUGUCUAAGUAGAUCUAUUAUGAUUCUGGCAGCUAAUUAUGAUUAGAGAAUGACUUGUUUUAAAUCCUGUAAAUUCAUAUAUAUAAAGUUUCACAGUGUAAAAA
Pangasianodon hypophthalmus (striped catfish) is the source of this 2281-nucleotide messenger RNA. It is a transcript of the gene sntb1, whose product is annotated as syntrophin, basic 1. Gene Ontology annotation, cellular component: intracellular anatomical structure; synapse; dystrophin-associated glycoprotein complex. Gene Ontology annotation, molecular function: structural molecule activity; protein binding. NCBI's taxonomy places the organism in Eukaryota, Metazoa, Chordata, Actinopteri, Siluriformes, Pangasiidae. The transcript has 7 exons. Bases 287 to 1831 code for a protein of 514 amino acids. The record is from RefSeq and is a predicted model, not a curated record.